Messenger RNA from Gracilinanus agilis (Agile Gracile Mouse Opossum), 1347 nucleotides. RefSeq names its product activin A receptor type 1C (gene ACVR1C). The record is from RefSeq and is a predicted model, not a curated record. Gene Ontology annotation, biological process: nervous system development; protein phosphorylation; cellular response to growth factor stimulus. The transcript is spliced from 8 exons. The coding region runs from base 16 to 1347 and encodes 443 amino acids. Gene Ontology annotation, cellular component: activin receptor complex; plasma membrane. Gene Ontology annotation, molecular function: activin receptor activity, type I; ATP binding. NCBI's taxonomy places the organism in Eukaryota, Metazoa, Chordata, Mammalia, Didelphimorphia, Didelphidae.
UGUUGGGCCUCAGUCAUGCUAACAAAUGGCAGAGAAGAGGUGAUCAAAUCCUGUGUCUCCCUCCCAGAGCUCAAUGCUCAAGUCUUCUGUCACAGCUCUAACAACAUUACAAAGACUGAAUGCUGCUUCACAGAUUUUUGCAACAAUAUUACCCUACACCUCCCAGCAGCAUCUCCCAAAUUGCAAAAACUAGGACCAGUGGAGCUGACCAUAAUUAUUACCAUACCAGUUUGCCUUUUGUCCAUUGCUGCAAUGUUGACUAUAUGUACCUGUCAAGGACGUCAAUGUACUUAUAAAAAGAAAAAGAGGCAAAAUGUGGAGGAACCAUUAAAUGAAUGCAACUUAGUAAAUGCUGGCAAAACUCUUAAAGAUCUUAUUUGUGAUAUGACUACAUCUGGGUCUGGAUCUGGUUUACCUUUAUUGGUCCAGAGGACAAUUGCAAGGACAAUUGUACUUCAGGAAAUAGUAGGAAAAGGUAGAUUUGGUGAAGUAUGGCAUGGCAGGUGGUGUGGAGAAGAUGUGGCUGUGAAAAUAUUCUCUUCAAGAGAUGAAAGGUCUUGGUUUCGUGAGGCAGAAAUCUACCAAACAGUUAUGCUGCGACAUGAAAACAUCCUUGGUUUCAUUGCUGCUGAUAAUAAAGAUAAUGGAACUUGGACUCAGUUGUGGCUUGUAUCUGAAUACCAUGAGCAGGGCUCUUUAUAUGACUAUUUAAAUAGAAACACAGUGACAGUGGAUGGUAUGGUCCGUUUGGCACUGUCAGUAGCCAGUGGUAUGGCCCACCUACAUAUGGAGAUAGUUGGUACCCAAGGCAAACCUGCAAUUGCUCAUCGAGAUCUAAAAUCAAAGAAUAUUUUAGUGAAAAAAUGUGAAGCCUGUGCCAUUGCAGACUUAGGACUAGCUGUGAAGCAUGAUUCGGCCCUGAACACAAUUGACAUCCCUCAAAAUCCCAGAGUGGGAACAAAGAGGUAUAUGGCUCCUGAGGUGCUCGAUGAUACAAUGAAUAUGAAUAUUUUUGAAUCCUUCAAACGUGCUGAUAUAUAUUCUCUUGGUCUUGUGUAUUGGGAGAUAGCACGGAGAUGUUCAGUUGGAGGAAUCACUGAAGAGUACCAAUUGCCUUUCUAUGACAUGGUGCCUUCGGAUCCCUCAAUAGAAGACAUGAGGAAAGUUGUUUGUGAACAGAAAUAUAGACCAAAUAUACCAAACCAGUGGCAAAGCUGUGAGGCACUCCGGGUAAUGGGUAGAAUAAUGAGGGAGUGUUGGUAUGCAAAUGGAGCAGCUCGCCUGACAGCUCUGCGUAUUAAGAAGACCAUUUCUCAACUUUGUGUAAAAGAAGACUCCAAAGUAUAA